Messenger RNA from Papaver somniferum (opium poppy), 1784 nucleotides. RefSeq names its product F-box protein At3g07870-like. The record is from RefSeq and is a predicted model, not a curated record. The transcript has 3 exons. Gene Ontology annotation, molecular function: protein binding. Bases 437 to 1666 code for a protein of 409 amino acids. Lineage: Eukaryota; Viridiplantae; Streptophyta; Magnoliopsida; Ranunculales; Papaveraceae.
GAAAACUUCGGUUUGAAGAAGAUUUCAUUGAAGACAUCAUCAGGAUGAUCACGAUACUAAUAUAGAGAGAGAAUAGCAGACAGGAAUUGAUCAUGCAUGUUUGAUCGGCUGAUUCGGCUUUGAUGAUGCAACUAGUAAAGAAAGAGAAUAACUAACAGAUGACAGUUAAGAACUAAGAUGGGUUAUAAGCAUAUUUAAACUAGCUAGUACUGCAAACUAUCAUCCAUGGCCGGGCGAUGGAUUGGGUGGUGCACGUACUAAAGAACAGCCAAACUUACUUAAUUCGGCACCAAUGAACGGACGGCGGAUGACCAUUAAAGAGAAUUAAACAUUGGGGUUCGGGGGGACAAAAUCCUUGACCUGAUAGAAAAGUAUUUAGGUGAAGGUCUUGAGUUUGGAGCACAGCCGAUCUAAAUCCCUCUUCCUUUCCUCAAAAAUGUCGAGCAUACUUCUUCUUCAGCCAGAGAUCAUGUUGGACAUAUUCUCUCGAUUGCCAGUCGUGUCAGUACUCCAGUGCAGGCGAGUUUGCAAGAUCUGGAGAAAUCUCCGUUUGUUUGAUGAUAAAUACUUCGGAGAUAUGCAUCUGCGGCAACUACUAAUGCAGCAGCAAGAUGACAGAGGUGGUUGUCUUUACAACUCUAAUCUUAAUAAUGGAAAUUUGUGUUUUAUAUUCUCGGGUUAUUCUUUCUUGUAUACUUUAGAGAUUGAUGAGCAAUCUCGCAAGAAAGUGAGAAAGAUAAACGUGCCUCUCCCUAGUACUAUGUGCGCAGUGAUUGGAUCAUGCAAUGGUUUGGUUUGUUUGGCCAAGAGAAACCACUUUGGCACUUAUUAUCCUGCCUAUAUCUGUAAUCCCAUCACAAAAGAACGUAUAGAUCUUCCAUUUUUCAUCACCAACAAGAAGGAAAAGGAUGUUCGUAGAGUAUUAUCCGGGUUUGGUUAUGUUCUUUCAACUAAUGAAUACAAAGUUGUUAGAAUUGUAUACUACUACGGCAACGAAGAUUUGUCUGGGCAUGUACAGGUAUACACUCUUGGUGAUGGCAGUGGAUGGAGAGACAAAGAAGAAACCCAUUACCAGUUAAGUAAUGAAGCAAGGAACAAUGUUCUUGCAAAUGGGGAUCUUCACUGGCUAGAUUCCCAAGGGAAUAUAGUGGCCUUCAGUUUGGCAAAGGAGGAGUUCCAGUUACUAUCACCGCCACCUUGUUUACCUGCUUCCACCGAGUCUCAGAUUUUCAAACUUUGUGUGCUUGGAGGGUGUUUGUGUGUCUUUCACCAACAAAGAGGAUAUGUAAGUAACGCAACUUUAUGGAUGUUAAAGAAGAAAACUAGUGGCGAUUGCGGCGGCAAAGAGCAGGAAGACUACGACUCGUUGAGUUGGAAUAAAGAGUUCACCCUUCCAUUCGAAUCCUUAAGUUGGAGCAAAACAUUCACCCUUCCGUUCGCCAUUACAAAGAGCGGUGAAAUUUUAAUUUCCCUCUUUGAGAUUGGAAAGUCUAUUAUUUGUUAUGACACAAACACUUCAACUACAAAAGAGAGAUGGGAGGUUGACCAGAUCUUGUUCCGUUUUGAAGCAGCACCACACAUGCAUAGCUUUGUUUCAUUGAAAGAAUGCAUUAGGAAAAAGACCGACCGAGAUCUCAACUAUUCAAGAAUCAAAAUAGAAUCCUAAUCUAUGUGAUUGGUUAUGUAAUGUUUGUUUGUACCAAUUAUAUUAUGUUCGUCUUUGUUUGCACUUUGCAUCAAUUAUAUAAUUUUUUCGCCAUUUCAUUGGAAGCACUGAAGAAGAC